AAAAAGGAGGGGGAAGAAAAGAAACUCAGUCCCUUUGUGUGUAGAGGACCCAGCAGGAAAGCGAUUUUGCAAUUACUUCAGCUUGCCGGCAAAGCAAGCUUGGUUCCUCUGACCCUCUCAUCUGCACACACUUGUACACUGGACUGUCUCACUCUGCUCACUGUCUAUACAAGCACAUACAAGAGUGAGCGUUUGUUUAUGGGUUGCAUCUGGAAGCGCUUCGAGAGCCAACAACAACGCAGGGUUUCUGCCCCCGAUGAUGAAAGCAAACGUCAGACUAACCCAUGAAUAUUGAUGCGGAGGUAGUCUGUUUCAUAGACGGAACAGAAGGAAGCAAGAUGGCUGCCCUUUAGGAUUUGUUUAAGAGGAGACCUAGACGGUUUGUUGGAAUUCUACAAAGUGGAGGGACUUAAAAAGAGAGUUGGUGUGUGGUGGACAAUCUGGUGCACUCGGCUGACAUGGAUGCAGCACACUGGAGGUGGUUAAAGAGGACGAAGAGAGGGCAGCCUUGUGAAUGGACCCAGAGCAGACCAGAUGGAAACAGAAAAGACCAGCCAUGAUACGGAAAAAAGUCUGAUACUUGCACAAAUCGGUGCCACUCAGCAGACAGACCCUCUUCUCUUCAAGCAACAGAAUGGAGAUCUGUCACCUGAGGUCUUGUCUCAGCAGUUCAAUGGAGACACAAACUGGAGCCAUCUCAAGCCCAGCACAGUGGUCUAUCCGAUGAAACGACAACAGGAUAAUUGUUCUAACCCUGCUAACAUGCAGGGCAUAUUUGAUCAAAACAUGUAUGAGAUGAAUGGACAGAUGAAACAUGCUCUAAGUGAACAGACAUAUUUGGACUUUCACCAGCCUAAAAAACUCUGUACUGAUUCAGGGGUGAAUGGAAAUGAAGACCUGAGGCUUUGGGAUAAAAGAGAAACCGGAAUAGAGAACCGAUUAGAAGGAUUCUCUAAGCACAACAAGCCAGGAGAUUUUGAGAUAAAACAUAGUAAAAGAAACUGUAACUUCUCUAAUGGGGAUUUAUUCUCAAUGUCACAGAACAAGCAAGUUCCAAUGUCCAAUGGUGCUACAACAAGCCCACCUUCAGUAAAGGGUAUAACUGGUGACCUCUUAGAGAAAACUUUGUCUCAGUAUUACCCAGAGCAUGUGUCUAUUGCACCUCAAACCAACUCAUCUCAAGUAGAUCAGGUCACCAGCAACCUGCCUGAGCAGGUGACUUCUUCACCUUCAUUUACCUCAGGUUUUUCUAUUUCACCCCAUACAUCAGCCUCCGAGCCACUUGCCAAGGCAGCCCCAGAAGUACAAGGCAGCAAUGGCAACAACCCUAAAUUUACAGUGAAUGGAUACUCUAGCUUUGCAGCUGAGCAAAAGAAGCCUGCUUAUCCUCUCUCUGACCUCCCAGAGUUUGGAACACAAUCAAGUCAGGAAGCUUCCAAUGUGCCAUCACAGACAGGCGUUAAUGGUUGCUCACAGAUUCAAAAAGAUAGAAAAGAUAAAAAAGAUAACCUUCUGAGCGAGUGUUUAAGUAUAUUCUCCAAGUCCAACCAGGAUUUUAGCAGUGAAUCAUAUAAAUUGCCCCCAAUUAUGACAAGUGCCCCCUCACAAAAAACUCAGACAGGUCAGCAGAACCUACAGAUUAAGGUGCAACAAAAACAACCAACUGAUGAAAACCUCCACAACAAUAGAGACUUUUCUUUGCUACAGCAACAGAAUCUUGAGCCACCAACAGUUGACAGCAGGUUGAUUUCCCAGGCCUGUACACCAACAUCACAGAAUCCAUACAGUGACCACGAUAAUAAGCCUGAACCAGAUCAAGAAAAGACAAAGAGUACAGAUCCCCCAUCCCAGAUGGAAUGGAUAGAUUUAAACUCGGCUUCAGCUCCACUGCCAUCAACUGACCACUCACAGAUGUGGGAUUUUUACCUUCCACAGACCCAAAUGCAGCAACAUACAGUCUCGCAGAGCCAAAGUCAUUGUACAAAUUCCAUGCCCUCAAACAACUUCCAGUCUUUGAAUUUCAGUAAUCCCAGUUUUCCCUCACAUGAAAGUCAGGCACAAGAGAGUUACAAAAAUUCCCAACCUCCUACACAAUUUCCCCAAAAUUCUGCCCCUGAAUGUCAACAAAGAAAAUCUGGAAUGCACAAUCAUGCUUCCAUGCAAUUUGACAAACCCCAACACACGUGCCAGGAGUUAUGCAAAAAUGAUCAAGACCAGACACAAUCCCAGGGCUUCCUCUCUCAGCCACCACCUACUGAGCCUCAUCAGCAGGCAACCAGCACAUUUUCCCAUCAGCUCCCUCAGGACAGACAGAAUAUGCAAGCAGCUCCACAAAAAGAUGUUUCCCACAUCCAGGUAGAUGCACCACUCUUAAAAAGGCUUAAAACAGAGGGUUGUCUUCAUUCAGAAUCCCAGACAAUAGCUCUAGGUAUUGAACCCCCAGCACAAACACUGUCUAAGACAACUAUAAGAGAAUACUCAGCAUUUCCAGACCCAUCUAAUUCAAAUGUACAAUCCCUGUCUAAAGAAACAAAAGCUCUAACAGAGAGGAAACUCCAGCAGAACAUACAGUACCCUCAAAACACCAGUAAACAACAACCAAACUACCAGCAACCUCUCCAUCACAGCGUACACAAUCAUUUGGAAUUCCCCCAGUCUCCGAUUUCUCAAUCACAAGUUUCUAAUGGUCUUCAGAUACCGGCUCAAACAUUUACCAAAACGGAAUUGCAAGAGCUCUUUGCCCAAAUCCAGAGGGAGUCUCUCGCAAGCCAAGGUGCUCAAGGAGAUUUGCAGAGGCACACAGCCUUGCGAAUGCACCUUCUGCAGAGGCAGGAGCGACAAGGCCCCAACAACAUCAGACCAAUUAAGCCAACCAUAAAAACUGAAAACUGCUCAGGUUUAGAGACCUCAGCUCAACUGCCACCCAUGGACGUGCUACAGCAAGAUCAAGACAAAACCAAAGUCAUGCCAGUGGCUGUAAAGCAGGAGUAUCCUUCUUCAUCCUGUGAACAAAGCCUGCCAAGCAGUAUUCUUGCUACCAUGGAACAGCGGUUAAAACAGUAUCAACUAUCACCUGUGUUUGAAAGAAAGUCUUUGGUUAUCAAGUCACCCAAUAAGGUUAAGGUGGAGAUUGCUGGGGGUGUGACUGUGCUCUCAACCAGUGCUGAGGGGAAUGUCAAGGAACAGUGCAAACCACAAAACUUCACCCCACCUAAAAAGAUUGAACCCGGGUUACAAAGCUUUCUGGAUUCACCCAUGAAGAUGCUUAAUACACCAAUAAAAAACUUACUUGAUACACCUAUGAAGACACAGUAUGAUAUUCCUUCAUGUCACUGUGUUGACCAAAUCAGUGAAAGGGAUGAAGGACCAUAUUAUACUCACUUAGGAUCAGCACAGACUGUUGCAGGCAUCCGCAAAAUUAUGGAGGAAAGAUCUGGACUGACUGGAAGUGCCAUUAGGAUUGAAAAAGUUGUGUAUACUGGCAAGGAAGGGAAGAGUGGGCAGGGCUGCCCCAUUGCUAAAUGGGUAAUACGGAGGGCAAACGUAGACGAGAAACUCCUGGUCUUGGUACGAGAACGGACUGGUCACUCAUGUGAAACAUCCUGUAUAGUAGUGGUCAUCUUAAUUUGGGAAGGCAUAACAACGAACCUGGCUGACAGUCUCUACACUGAACUCAGUGACACGCUAACAAAACAUGGUGCCCUAACCAACCGCAGAUGUGCUCUAAAUGAGGAGAGAACAUGUGCAUGUCAGGGUUUGGAGCCUGAUGCCUGUGGAGCUUCUUUCUCCUUCGGCUGCUCCUGGAGCAUGUACUAUAAUGGCUGCAAAUUUGCCAGAAGUAAAAUCCCCAGGAAGUUCAAACUGCUUGGUGAUGAUCCCAGGGAGGAAGAGAAACUGGAACAAAAUCUCCAGGGUCUUGCAACUUUCAUGGCCCCAUUGUAUAAACAAAUGGCACCUGAUGCUUACAGCAAUCAGGUGGAGCAUGAACACAGAGCUCCCGAUUGCCGUCUGGGCCUAAAAGAUGGACGGCCAUUUUCUGGAGUGACAGCCUGUCUAGACUUUUGUGCUCAUGCUCACAGAGACCUCCACAACAUGCAAGGGGGCAGUACUGUGGUCUGCACGCUAACACGAGACGACAAUCGUGAGAUUGGAAAAAUUCCUGAGGAUGAGCAGCUGCACGUGCUUCCCUUAUACAAGGCCUCCUCCACUGAUGAGUUUGGCAGUGCUGAGGCUCAGCUGGAAAAGACGAAGACUGGUGCCAUUCAGGUGCUCAGUGCCUUUCGUAGACAGGUGCGUAUGCUACCAGAGCCUGCCAAGUCUUGCCGGCAAAAGAAGCUGGAUGCCAGGAGAGCUGCAGCUAACAAAACAAACCCCAACACACCUAACUCCAAAAUGGACAGCACCCAGCAAGCAAAGCAGAAACAGACCGCUUUUGAGACCCCAGGCCAGAACACAACUGUAACAGGCUCAGGUAACAUAAAUCUGGAUCCCGGGCAUCUCCCGCAUGCUGGCCAUCAGCAUCAUCGGCAGCAAACACAACCUAAUUCUAAUCCCACUUACACGGUCUCGCAGUUCCCUAGAUUCUCAAAUGCAUCAGGAGCCCUCUCAAAUGCUUCUAAACCAAUGACCCCACAUCCUCAAACACCACCUAAUGCCAGUCCCUAUCCCUCUCAUUUACAUGCACCCAACUCUUACAUUAACGUGUCUAAUGCACCCACCCCAUACCCCAGGUCUCUUACACCCAACCCUCUCUAUACUGGUUACCAAUGUAAUGGGGGGCUUCCCAUGGACAACUACCACCCUUACUACUCUUCUAAUCUAAAGCAUCCAGAUAUGUAUCAUCCCCAAAGAAAUUCGCUGUUCUCUGAGCAGCAGUACAGCGCAUCUCAACAUUAUGCCGUCAACUACCCACCACACUACGGAGAGCCUAGCUUACCACCCAAUGGUUAUGGUACCUGUAACAUGAAACCUGGCAUGACCUCUAUGGGACAUUACCCAGGUUAUCAUCCUAAUAUGCCACCUGAUGCCUUCUCCAGGCCUCCUUCAGCUCAUCUACAUUUGGACUAUGCUACUAUUGGCAAAAGCAGCCAGUUUGAUGCUUACCCCAAGCCUCAUAUGUCCCAGAAUUCCCAAAUGUUUCCCCCAAACCCAAAUACCUUAAGUAUGCAAAGUAAUAACGAGUUAGAGAUAAACAUGCAUGGAGCAAAUGGUAUCCCUCAGGUGUUUCCUCCUUUGGGUAAUGAAUGCUUCAACCCAAACCAACAUCCAGGCUUGAGGCAUUCCAGUGAAAAUGCCCUUAACCCCGUUGUCAACCAGACAACACUUGCCCAGAGUUCAGAACAAAAAGAAAAGGAGGAUGUGUGGUCUGACAGCGAGCACAACUUCCUUGAUCCUGAAAUUGGAGGGGUAGCAGUGGCACCUAGUCAUGGUUCAAUCAUUAUCGAGUGUGCUAAGCGGGAACUCCAUGCGACUACACCAGUCAAGAAGCCUGACCGCAACCACCCCACCCGUAUCUCACUGGUGUUUUACCAGCACAAGAACUUGAAUGAGGCAAAACACGGACUGGCUCUGUGGGAAGCCAAGAUGGCAGAGAAGGCCCGGGAUAAAGAGGAAGAUGCUGAGAAGCACGGUGCUGAAAAUACAACGAGCAAGAGCAGUGGAAAGAGAGUGAAACGAGAACAUUCAGAACCUUCUGAACCUCCAUACAAGCGGUUUCUUCUCAUGCUUACAGAACGGUCAAUGUCUUGCACUACUAAUACAUAUGUAAGCACAUCUCCCUAUGCCUUUACCAAGGUGACCGGACCUUACAAUCAUUUCCUGUAAAAACCUCUCUCUAGGUUCAGAGCAUUCAUAAACACAAGAAUGAGAGUGAAUGACAUGGUGCAUGAAAUGGUGCUACAAUAUAGUGACCUCAGUACCACUGACCACAUAACCCAUAAUUCUUGUUCAGUUUCAGGUUCUUGACAAUAGUAAGAUUCUGUAUUAUUACUAUACAUAGAGCAUCAGUUGGCUUUUUACACGCUCUUAAAAAGUCAAUCUUUACUGUUUGAUCAAUUGGAAAUAUUUAUUUAAAUACUCACGUAUGAUAACACUGUUCUUCAUCCAUGGUGCUUAAAGUCCAACAAAUUUGGACAUAUUACUGGAAAGAAAUAUUCAUCCUAGGUGACUUUUGUGGCUAAUCACAUUUUUAUGGUGCUAGUGAGUGUUUUGAAUGCAGAAAUGUGUUUUUUAAAGCCUUUCUUUAACAACACACAACUUGUAUAAUUUUAAAGUAAUACACAUUCUUUUUAAUUAAGCAAUUAAGACAUUAUCAAGCUUAAAUAAUGUUUUAGAAGCACUUGUUUAGUAAUAAUGAGGGCAGCACUUGCUGCUCUCCAAUUUGAAAAAAAUGUAUUAUACUCCAUUCAUUUUAGUUUCACAAUGAGGAAAACAAUGAUGACGAACUCCACAGUGGAUAGUUAAAAAUAAUUUUAAAUACUUUAAAACAAUUUUACAAAUUACUUACACUUACUGUGUAGUGAGCCACUGAGGGCCAAUUUUGUAACAGUAAUGUUCUGAGAAAGAAAUCACACAAAAUAGCAAACAAAACCGUGAAAUUUCAGAACACUGAAUACUGGAGUCAAGAAAAACAUUGGUCAAUAUUAGGACCUCAAAGCAUAUGUCAAGGAACACCUAACAGGGUUAUUUUUACAUCAAUGUCACUGUUUCAGAGGCAGCUGGCUUGGCUUGCUGUGGGUUUUUUACAUAACGCAACUUUAGCUGUAUAAAAAAAAGUUGAGAUUUGUACAGUAAAUUAAUUUUUCUUUGAAUGUAUGCUUAGACAAUAGUUUAGUAAAGAAGAGUACUAUUUCUUUGGGUUUGAUUUUAUUAUUUCAAAUGGUGCUACUUGACCUGCUAUAAAUAUAAUGUGAGUAUCUCUAAGGGCGUUGAGAAGGCUUAUGAAUGAUGUAGAAAAACCUACUUAUCAUAUACCUCAGAACUAGUUUGGCAAUAGAAUUAUAAUAUCAAGGUGUUUCUGUUAUUUUACUUCCAAACACUUUGUAGCAAAAACUAACACAUACCUUAUGGCCAUUAUUGAUGCAAAGUUCAUUUCUUGCUUUCUUCACACUUGAUCAGAAAGUAUUGCUUGAACUUCAAGUGUCAACGGAAUUGCAAAAUCAGGGAUAUAUCAGCUCAUUUCAGUGCAUAAACAUCACUUGUGUUCAUGUUGUCUUCUCUAAUUCAGGUUUGAUCCUUUAUAUUUAAAAUUCUUAUGAAUUGCUUGUAUACCACACACAUAUCUAACUUUAUUAGAAAAUUAAAACAAUCAGAAUUUAUGUGCUGUUGAAGCAAAAUGCUGAUAAACCUUUUAAAAAGUAAUUUGAACAUUUUAACAUUUAAGCACUGAUUUAAUUAAAGGGAAAGUGUCAUGACAUAUAAAGCAAUGCAUUUCCAAGUCAGUUAAAAUACUAUGUGGACAAUUAGUUGCAUAUGUAUAGUUUGAGACUGAGUACAUUUACAACCACUAAACAUAUGUUAUUGCCUCUUACACUCCUGUCCCUGAAUUAAAUUAGAUAUUUGAUGAGUUAUUGGUAAUUAAUGAAAUACAACUCAUUCCACUCUGACAUGAACAAAUUAAGCACUUCAAUUUGUUGUUCUUUUUUUAAAUAGAUGUAAAUGCAAAAUAGAUAGAAUAUUGUAAAUUUCUUAAAUAGAUUUAUUCCACAUUGUGUAUACACCACAUAAUUGCAUUGCAUAAGUCUAAGUCCAUUCUUCUCAAUUCUAAGUCCAUGUUAUGUACGAAGGUUCAUUUCCAUGUUUGUUUAAAGUCAACCCACACAAUAAUAAUAAUAAUCAUAAUAGAUUUUGUUCCAAAAUCCUUUGUCUUGUUGGUUUUCGGGUUACCUGAGGUUUUUUUUUUUUUUCUGUCAAACAAUAGCAACGUUUACAAUUUUUUUUUUUCUAUUACAAAUCAAUUCGAUGUACUGACUAGUUAAGGAAGAAGCUUCCAGUUCUGUAGUUUAAAUUAGAUGUUAAAUUUAAGUGUAUAGGGCCCAGCUUGAGUAGCAGGUUGUGUAUGAAGCAAGUGAAAUGGGUGGUUAAAAUUUAGUGAGUGACAAGAAUAGCCAUACUUGAAGAUGCUUCGGAGUGUUUCUGAGUGGAGUCAACUUUACUUGAAUGAAUUUCUGACUUCAACUAACGAACUGGGGUGCACAACUUUUACAUUAAGCUAGCAGUUUAUGUACACAUUGGUAUUUUGCCAUUAGACACUAAAAGUUUUAAAUGUGCUAUUUUCUGCCUUUUUGUAUUGCUCCUCGUUUGUAAUGCUUAAAACAUUGAAUUCAGAAUGGCAUUGAAUACUGUAAGUAUUGUAUUGUACUGAAGAACUGAAUGCAGUUUAUUUGAAAAAUAUUUGUUAUGAUUUGUUAUCAUUCCUAAUAUUGCUGAAAUGUGGGGUUUUUAAUAAAAUGUAUAUUUAUUUCAAGCA
Molecule: messenger RNA, 8467 nt
Organism: Pimephales promelas (fathead minnow)
Lineage: Eukaryota; Metazoa; Chordata; Actinopteri; Cypriniformes; Leuciscidae
Gene: tet2
Product: tet methylcytosine dioxygenase 2
Biological process (GO): myeloid cell differentiation; chromosomal 5-methylcytosine DNA demethylation, oxidation pathway; positive regulation of transcription by RNA polymerase II
Cellular component (GO): nucleus
Molecular function (GO): DNA 5-methylcytosine dioxygenase activity
Source: RefSeq, a predicted model, not a curated record